Acaromyces ingoldii is the source of this 2642-nucleotide messenger RNA. RefSeq lists its product as hypothetical. Bases 42 to 2642 code for a protein of 866 amino acids. Lineage: Eukaryota; Fungi; Basidiomycota; Exobasidiomycetes; Exobasidiales; Cryptobasidiaceae. The transcript has 6 exons. Gene Ontology annotation, cellular component: kinetochore; cytosol; nuclear body. The record is from RefSeq and is a predicted model, not a curated record.
CGCGUCAGACGUUGGCGAACAGGCUCGGAGGAGAGAGCAAGAUGGAGCCGACGCCGCUCGACAAUCUCAUCCGGACAUUUUCAAAACUGACUGCGAAUCCAUCCGUCGAUCGAGCUCAGGUCAGAGGAGUAGCCGAAAAGAUCGAAGAAAGGGCCAAUCGGCAGGGUCUGACAGACGGACAGGCGCGUAGCAUCCUCGGCCUGUGCUUGCGCGGCACCCACGGUCGGAAACCGUUGCGUUCUUCGCUGGCCUCGAAGCUCAUUCAGGCAGUGAAGCCCGCCCGUGACACAACGUUUGGGCCGGACACUGUCUUAAGUGUCGUCGGCGCUCUGCGGGGGGCGGAUAAAGGCGGGGCUGGUUUCAGUGCCGCUACUAGGAGAGACGACGGGUCCGACGAAGAGAGCAACUCAGACAUCGACAGGAAAGACGAGAGCGUUGGGUCCAAGCGUGGCAGAGUGCGCGUCGAUGUCAGUGUUCAAGCGCAAGCCUUGAAGCUCCUCGUGCUUCUCCUGGCGCCAGUCCCGCUCAAUAGUGUUCGUCUAGAACUUCACGAGGACCAAGGCCAGACCGACAACGGAGGCAGCUCAACCGAGCAGGCCCAGCUCCCUUCCAGCUUUUUGAGCGCGGCGGCUCGUCACGCUUUACUUCGAAGCUACGGUGUCCUGUUCCAUUUCCUUGAGUACGAGGAGCUGCGACCCUACCUCUGUCACCUUCUCUGUCACCUAACUCGACGCAAGCAUGUCAAAUCAUACCGUAUCAACAAACUCUUGACCCUGAGGAACGACACCAGCUCCGAGUCGCACGUAUCAGCACUUCUUUCCAUCUACGCAAACUUCUACCCAGACUUUCUCGCAUCGGACCGGUCACAAGCCUCGAUGUCGGCGCGCCUUGUGGGGAUGGGACUCGUGGGAGCAGGGGCGACGGGGCUACGAUACCCAAGCCCUCACUGGUUGGUACAGGUCAAUGAUAUCUGGGUCCGUCCACAAAGACAUCCAGAUGACGAUGAGUCGUCACAAGUGACGAGCGAUCGACCCCCGAAGAAAGCUCGUCGAGGCAGAAGAGCCGCACCUGCGCCCAGCAACGCCCUUGCCAGCUCCCACGUACCUCCGCCAGCAAUGCUUGGAGCGCCAGAGGGCUCAUGCCUUGUGACCGAGGUGGCUUCGCCUCGCAGCCUUGGUCUUGCUCUUGACCGCAUCGAGCUGCCGGCUCAGCUGGCAGCGGCCUUGGGCCAUCAUAUUACCACCCUCGCCGUCCUCUGCCAGGGUGACACAUUGGCCUACCACGUCGAGCGCAUCCUUGACUGGACCAAGAGCGUUCUGUCCGAGGAGCUCAACCUAUCGUCGCUCGCCCGUAGUCACCAGCGUAUUCAUUGCAUCCAGAGGCCGCCGAGCUCUCACCGCAAGGUCGCUGCCAUUUUGCACGCGCUCCACGACCUCUUCGACAACAUUGGAUCGACGACCUCUGACUUUGCCCGAUGGCUUGCAAGGAACGUCCUGCAGAAAGACCAAGUCUGGCAAGGCCUCGACCAGGAAGAGAAGAGGCAGGUCUGUGGGUUGUUGGAGCUCAUGCCCCCCAAAGAAUGGCAAGCGCUUCACAUCGACUUCUUCGUUCCUCUAGCCAAGCAUGCACGCAGGGCGAGUGCCUCAACCUCAUCUCUGGGAGGUCGAGAAGCAUGCCUGAUCAUCGAGACACUCUCCAAUCUCUUGUCACGAUGGGCUCGUAAAGACUGGGCGUCGACAAUCGCCAUCUUGGAGCGCGGUAUGAUGGCCCACUAUGGCAUGGACGAGCUCUCCAACCAGGUUGACUACAUCGCCACAGUGAGCGAGGCCGUUGCCUUUGCUCACGACCUGGCUUCAUCUGCAGUGGCUUCGCAUCCUUCUCGGGUGUUGGUGCAACACGCGGCACUAACACUGUACGAGUCGACUUCGGCAGAGUCAUUGGCUUGCCUCCAUCGCAACACUGUACCCUCGCCAAAGGUUCUCCUGCUUCUCUCGCUCUCUCCGUACACAGGAAUCUUUGCCCUUUCUGGUGUGUGCGCAAUUGUUCAGCAGCUUCGAAAGCAGUUUCAGCACGAUGGAGAGGAGGAUGAAGACGAGGCGCGGCCCGAACGAGUCAAAGAGGCGAGACUGCAAUAUUUCGAUGAGCAUCACAAAUUCGCACUCAAUUCCAUCGUUGUCUUGUUGGCCGACCUGGUCUGGCGUCAGAAGGCCUUCCUCAACCUCGAGGAUGAGACUGGAAACGAGGCCGAUAUUGGCAUGCCAAUAGAUGUCCUCAGACGCUUCAGGGACCGUUGCGAGAGCAGAGGCGAGAGCCUAGGACAUAUGGCUGCGCUCACCCGCGGUGCCACUCUUGCCGCCCUGGCCGAGGUCUUUGCCAAUGAGACGGCCAAGCACAACGGUGCAAGGCAGCCGAUUGUGCAGGGAGCCACAACCUCGUUCGUCCUCGCCGAUGCUCGCAGGCGGGGCUUUCCGCCGACGAUCUUGUAUGCGGAAUUUCGGACCUCGUUUCUGCGAUGGCUAGGCACAAAAAAGGGCGCCAGGGGCAUCGAUGCGCUCUUGUCCGACACGAUGCGUUCGCUCCGACCUCAUGCAAGCCCCCGAGGCACAAGCCAGCAGGCAACUGACGCUGCCAUAUCAAUCUAG